Molecule: messenger RNA, 1167 nt
Organism: Puccinia graminis f. sp. tritici CRL 75-36-700-3
Lineage: Eukaryota; Fungi; Basidiomycota; Pucciniomycetes; Pucciniales; Pucciniaceae
Product: 3-deoxy-7-phosphoheptulonate synthase
Exons: 7
Coding region: 1-1167 (388 amino acids)
Biological process (GO): aromatic amino acid biosynthetic process
Cellular component (GO): cytoplasm
Molecular function (GO): 3-deoxy-7-phosphoheptulonate synthase activity
Source: RefSeq, a predicted model, not a curated record
AUGACCGUCACAACCAGUGGAACCAAGUCGUGGUCGAUUUCGAGCGCGUUCAAAAGCAGCGAUAAACGUGUGGAAGGUAACAAGACUGACAGUAGCGAGAAGUUGUUGUCGCCAGCAGCCAUGUGUCUAGAGAUCCCACUCAGCUUGAAAGCUGAAAAGUCCGUCUAUACGGCCCGUGAUGUCUGUGCCCAAAUCAUCGUCUGGGAAGGACGACCGCUUGAUCGUCGUUAUCCCGAGCAAGCGUUGGAAUAUGCCAGGAAAUUGAAGGCCAGCUUAAGCUUAUUCCCGGACCUGGUGAUCUUGAUGCGUUCAUACUUUGAGAAACCGAGAACGACUGUUGGAUGGAAAGGCUUGAUCAACGACCCGGAUCUCAACGGCACAUUCCAGAUCAACAAAGGUCUCUGGAUCGCCCGGAAGUUGUUGCGAGAUUUGACUGAGUUGGGCUUGCCGCUUGCGGUUGAACUGUUGGAUACAUUCAGUCCGCAGUACUUAUCAGACUUCAUCUCGUGGGGGGCGAUAGGAGCCCGGACGACGGAGUCCCAACCGCACCGCGAGAUGGCCUCGGGCCGGCCGCAUCCGGUGGGCUUCAAGAACGGAACCGACGGCUCGAUCGGCGUCGCCAUUGACGCCAUCAAAUCCGCGGCCGCUCCGCACGCCUUCGUGGCCAUGAACCACGAGGGCGUCGCUAGUAUCUCUCGCACCCCCGGGAAUCCAGACCUUCAUCUCAUCCUUCGAGGCGGAAAUAAGGGGCCUAAUUACGCCGAGAUUGAUGUGGCUGAGGCGAUCAAGUCGAUCUCGAAACAAAUGCCGCUCAAGAAUCCUUCGAUCAUGAUCGACUGCUCGCAUGGCAAUUCCCAAAAGGAUCACCGAAAUCAGCACAAAGUCGUCCACAGUAUCUGCGACCAGUUGAAGGCUGGAAACCCAUUCAUCAAUGGGGUCAUGCUCGAAUCCAACAUCCAUGAGGGGCGACAAGAGCUUCCCUCCAAAGGGCCCGGAGGCUUGAAAUACGGCGUCUCUAUCACAGAUGCUUGCAUCGAUUUCGAGAACACUAUCCAAAUCCUCUGCGACUUGCAACGCACCGUCGUCCACCGUCGGAGUCUCCUCGACACCCUCUUGGCGGACGACAAUAAGACCCCCUUCGGGCUGCUUCCUUCCAUCUUCGAAUGA